This is a messenger RNA of Stegastes partitus (bicolor damselfish), 1771 nucleotides long. RefSeq names its product homeobox protein unc-4 homolog. The record is from RefSeq and is a predicted model, not a curated record. Gene Ontology annotation, biological process: regulation of DNA-templated transcription. Gene Ontology annotation, molecular function: DNA-binding transcription factor activity, RNA polymerase II-specific; sequence-specific double-stranded DNA binding. The transcript has 3 exons. NCBI's taxonomy places the organism in Eukaryota, Metazoa, Chordata, Actinopteri, Pomacentridae. Bases 1 to 1608 code for a protein of 535 amino acids.
AUGGACAGUCGGGUACUCGAGCAUCCUCACGCCCAGUUCGGAGGCUCCUUGGGCGGGCUGGUGGGCUUCCCGUACCCGCUCGGUCCCCAUCACCACCACCACCACCAUCACCAGCACGUCUACGAGCUCGCAAGCGGACACCAGCUGCAGUCGGCGGCCGCCGUGCCCUUCUCUAUAGACGGAUUACUUAACGGCUCUUGCUCGGCCUCGGUGGUCAGCUCCAACCCGCUGCUCUCCCCCGACAGUCAGCAGUUCAAACUCUCAGAUUCGGGGGACCCGGAUAAAGACAGUCCCGGUUGUAAACGGAGGCGCACGAGGACGAAUUUCACCGGGUGGCAGCUGGAGGAGCUGGAGAAGGCUUUCAACGAGAGCCACUAUCCAGAUGUGUUCAUGCGGGAGGCGCUGGCGCUCCGGCUGGACCUCGUGGAGUCCAGGGUUCAGGUUUGGUUCCAAAACCGACGAGCUAAAUGGAGAAAAAAGGAGAACACAAAGAAGGGGCCGGGGCGGCCUGCACACAACUCCCACCCGACCACGUGCAGCGGUGAGCCCAUGGACCCCGAGGAGAUCGCACGGAGGGAGCGCGAGCGGGCCGAGAAGAAGAAACGGAAACAGGAGAGGAAGCUGCUGAAGUCGCAGAAUAAACUUCUAGCAGGUGACAGCUUCCACACACCUGGAGGUUCGGAGAGUGACAGCGGGGUCUCCCAGUUCACCGACAGCGAGCAGCAGUCUUCAGGCGUUAAUGGGACUAUUCACAUUGAACUGCCAGCAACAAAGGGUGCAGGAGGACACCAAACUGAAUCCAGCUGUGACCAAACACGACACGACUUCGGUCAACUACAAAACCACCAAAACCAAAGAACCGCGGGAGAACCGGAGCAGGUCUCUCCAGGCAGCACGCACAGCUCCAGUCCUGGAGGCCCGAGGUCCUCCACCCUGCAGAAACGGAACCCUUUCAGCGUGGAGAGCCUCCUCUCUGACACUAUGCCUCGACGGAAAUCUCAGCUGGACUUCAACUCACUGCCCAAUCAGAGGACACUGGUGGGUAAAGGUCACUUCUUGCUUUACCCCAUUACCCAUCAGCCUUUGGGCUUUCUGGUGCCCCAAACAGCCCUGAAGGCCACACCGUGUCAGGACAACAUGAACAGGCUCGGCCUGGGACAGCGGUGUGUGCCAGGUGAGGGCAGCCCUGCUCCCUCUGACCUCUCCAGCUUUGGCAGUGUCACUAAGUCUCUAAACUCAGAUUCUCUGGAGCACAACUCGCAGCAUCACCACAAUCACAUCAGCAGCAGAGCGGACGGAGCCGACAUGGAGGACUGUGGUGGUGACUGCAGCAAUGGAAGAUUCCCUGUUUCUCCUCCAGCGAACAGCGUGGCUCAGACGGCUCUGUCCAGACUGAGCUCCACACAGUCCAGUGACAGCAGCGAGGAGAGGAGUCUGAAAGUUCAAACGGAGGCAGCGACCAAUGGCUGCCAAUCUGCUGAGCCGUGUGCAAAAGAAAAGGGUGCAAGAGAGGAGCGAGCGUCUCCAGACCUCUCCGAGUGUCUCAAGGCAAACACAGACUGUCAAGAAACACCCGGAACAGAUGGAGAGGAUGUCGAUAUGGACUAACACUUUGAAGGAGCAAACAUAAACAAAGGACCAGGAACACCGCUCAGACUAUUCAAACAUUCCCAAAGCUCUGCUGAGACACUCUAAAACAUAUCAGGAAUCAGGAGACUUAAUUCUCAUCUAUUUUUUAAUCAUAAGGUGUGAUCAAUCCAGAUGGCCCCUC